GUUCAACUGCGCUGGAAUCGCACACACAUGGGACUUGUGUGAUAUGAAGUCUGCCUCUGACUCGAGUCUGAGGCCAAAACGGCAAAAGGGUUUUCGGCGCAGAUCUGCAAGCCGCGUGGGUCAGGCCGGAGUGAAGCUGCGCUGUUCUUCAACACCACUGAUUCCCCGUCACAGUGACCAAGGUGACCAGUGUGGCCUGUGGGGUUGUAGGAAGAGGAGUCAGUCGUGCGUGAAUCCUGUGGUAAUUCCCGUAGCUGUUUCUGAAGACUGCCCUGCCAAGCCUUUUCUGGCUACAAUCAUUGACAUAAAUUCUAGGGUGCGACCUCUCUAACCUGUCUUGUGCUGUACGUGAGAGAUCGUCAGUGAUUGCGGAGAAAGUACGUUUCCUACUCAGCUGGUGUUCUUCGCCAUCCUAAUCCCCUGUCGUGCUACGAUCUUCUCUCCUGCAUGCGCUCACUGCAUCACAGUCAGUUCUUGCUGAUCAUAGAGUCGCCGUCUGCUGGUGUGAAGUUUAGAAAGUAAUUACCUACCUUGGCCACCGGCCACACGCAGCACUCCAUUGGUUUCCGACGGUCAGCGGUUCUGCUGGAAGUCACCUGUGUCCAGUUUGCACCCAGGCGCUGUUUAUCAGCAAUGACUAUGUGAUUCCCUGGUGGCACGCAAUGAGAAUGUCGGACGUGUAAACGCAGGCGCUGCCCUGUACUGUAGCAAGGAUCAUAGGAGCGGAGUAUUGCCACUUGCGUUUGGAAGGUGUGAGUAUCUUUCUGAAUUUUGGUCGCUAUCGGAUUUGUGACAUUCCGGUGAGAAUCAUUACUUGUGUAAGUAGUUAGUUGUGAGGGAUCUUGCAAGGUCCAGGCGAUAUCGGCACCGCGCCGUGGCUUUGUGACUGUGAUCACCGGUGCCAUACCAGCAGCUAACGGUCGAUAUGAGUCAGCUCCAGUUCAACGGCGGUGGUGGAUUUAUGGAUGCUGGCCAAGUUCACAUCCAACAAGCACGACUUCAGCCAUUUCACCAGCCACUCUACCAGCCCCGAGAGCCACUUGGCUUACAAGUCAACUACGAGAGAAACUCGCUGCAGGAAAUUGCGAAUGGACUCAAUCCACUGCCAGCGUUGAAUGACGAUGUGUGGAAGCGUGGCUGGGCAGCAUGGUCCAGUCAGAGGCCACGCGCUCGAAUGGCCCAGUUCAUCGUGGAUCUACUCUAUGCUGGAAAACACGGACGAUGGCUGGAUAUCUCGGCAGGCAAGUUUGAAUUGACCAAUUGGCCAGAAGUGGCUCAACAGUGGUAUGGUGCCAAGGACCGCAUCUCUGAUCAGUGCGACGCUACCAGUAUGCUACGGAAGGGACUGCCAAGAGCUUUCCCAGGACUGGAAGAAAUCAAGUCGGAGGCAGAAAAGGAAGGCACCCAAUACAUAAAGCGUGUGUUCCAGAUUCCACCCAAAGUGGUGCAAGAGGUGAUCAAUUGUGCACUCAGUCCAGAAAUUGAUUUCUAUCCGAACCCGAAUGCCACAAUUCACAACAUGCUACUACCACAGCAGCAAAUGCCGGGCACCGAACCCAUGCUAGCAGACGGUGGCCGGUUCCAGGCCUUUUCUGAUGCACAACAGAAGCAAGACAACCUUACCCACCCUACACAACAGGAGUUCCCGAUGCUUGUGAUGCAGCAAAAGUUGCUAUUGCAGCAGCAACAACAACAGCAACUACAGCAGCAGCAACAGCAGCAGCAGCAACAACAACAGAUGCUCUUGAACAGCAAUGCUCUACAAACACAGUCUAUGGUUGUCAAUGGCACAUCAGGUUUGGCUGGAUCAGUGCGGGAUACUAGAAGUGAGUCUCCUAACUCAGUGGGAAGUAGUAGCAACUCGCAAGGAGUGUUUGCCGAAAGCAGCAAUGUCUCCUACUCCAUUGGAACUGGUUCACCGAAUAGUUCCUUUGGCAACAACCAUGUGUCAGCGUAUCAACCUCAGUCUGUAUCGCCCAAUCCCACUGCGCCAUCACCCUUGUACAGUGGCUGCACUGGUGACGAUUCUGGCACUAUGGCAGGACAUGAUGGGCUGAAUGUGGUAAAUCAACAACAGCAGCAACAGAUGGGUGGAAGUGGUGGAGGAUUUAGUCUACGUGACAUAGUUGACAGUGUUGACCCAAACAUCACGGCAGCACCUACGUUUGUCGAACCGAGAACAGCAAGUCGGCCACAUGGUCAUCAGUACUUGCAUCUUUCUCCGAACCGCAGUCCGCUACAGGGAGGUGGUGAGCUACUUCUCUUCUAUGCGUCAUCACAGUCCCUACCGGAGGGGAAUGUGGAGCUGACAUUCGUGUCGCCAUCAGGGCAAGAGGGUUCGCACAUCAUUGAAACGGUCUUAGCGAGUAAGAUCAAUCCGUUCAUCUGCGUUGCACAAAUUCCACCGCAUAACACAGCAGAACAGGUGACGGUGUUUGUGACCAUUGCACGGGAGACUGUGGGUGAGAUCCCAUUCCACUACUAUGCUGAUGUACUGCCACCACCCAAUGGAAGUGAAAUGAUUGAUUUGCAAAGUCAGUUGGGCAGCAUCUGCGGUCUACUCUCUGGUGUCAUGCCACCUGGGUCAGCAGGGGGGUCCGAUGAGGGUGAUGGAUCUUCAACUUACAGAGGCGAGGGUAACUAUGGUGCGUAUCAUCGAGUGCUAGCACUAGCUAUCACAUUAGACCUACGCAAGUUAGCUAAAGUUGUCCUGAGCACUGACAUCGGCGUCAAGUGCUUGUCCAUGCCUUUGGCAGAUGAACGACUGCUGGAAGAUUAUGCUGAGGAUUUGGGACAGGUACAGAUUUCAGCGUGUAUGAAGAGUCUAAGACUAAGAAAUCAACACAGUGUAUCCUCUGCCAGUGGUAGUCUGCAGGUUGGUCCACUGGAACUGUUAGAUGCAGGAGACUGCUCACCUGUGGCUUGUGUUGGUGAGCUGACAGCAUCAGUUAGCAUGAGAGAGAAGGAACACGAGAUUGUGCGUUCAAAACUGGAGCUGGGCUCUGAUGAUGAAGAUGACAAUGAGCAGGAAGUUACUGACGAGACAUUGAUCGCAUCAAAGCUAGAAGGGAUGCAGUUACGUCCCAGUCUGAAGGUUACUGCACCGUCAAUGUCAGUGGAUGAAAGUAAGGCAGACGCUGAUAGCAAGGACACACCCAAGCAACAGACCCAGAGUGAAGAAGUACCUGCACCAUCAGCAGAAGCAGUGGCGCCAGAGAGCACAGCACCCGGGAGCAAUGAAUCAGACAGCACUGAACAUUUGAAAUCCAUCAUAGGGCACAUGUCGAGGAGAUUACAACAAGCCUCUAUUCAGGCAGCUGACAACCGACUUGUCAUGUCAAUGCUACUGAGACAGUCUGUGCAGGCACUUCAUGAACGACAGCAGCUUGCUGCACAGCUUCUAGAAGCGCAGAAGAAGAUAGCAGAUACCGUUGACAGUGAUGAAGAAGAUAUCGGGAUUGACCUGAGUAAGGAAGAAGAAGAAGAGUUCCGUGAUCGCGGUUCUACUCUCACUCGCGCUAGUGUAGGCAGAGCUACUGCCAUCCACAUCACUCCAGUGCAGGGUCCGUACCAUGGAACAAGCAUUGAACUAUCCGAUGACGAAGACGAAGACAACAGCAGUAGUCCGGACGUACUGAAGAGCCGAAUCAAAGGAUACAGGUCGACAAUUGCCAGACUGCGGAGCGACCAGAGGGUUCUGGCUAUGGCACACGAAGAAGCUGAAACUAAGCUGAAUGAGGUUCUGAUCUCCAGUUCAAAGAUAACUCGCACAAAAACGGUGCGUACACGUCGCCGUUACUUCCACGACUCACGGGCAGGGGGCCGAGGAACAGGAACGGCUGGAAGCAGCAGUGCUGGAUAUCAGUCGUCUGGCUAUCAGUCAUGUCAAUCGGUUGAUAGUCCUGCUCCUCGCACUCGUGUGCCACAUGUCGGCAGCCAGACACAAGCUGGAGAAGGAGGGUCUGAAGAAUCUUUUGAGGAGUCUCUAGAUUUCAAGACCCUGAUGGAAGAGCACGAGUUAACCUUGCCAUUCAACACUAAAGACUAUGGCCUUGAGAUUGAGAUGGCGUGCUUCGUGAAUGCUGUAACGCAAGGCGGAGUGGCUCAGAAGAAACAUGGCGAUCGUCUGCAAGCUGGCGAUGUCAUCAUGAAGAUCAAUGAUCAACCCAUAACAAAGCUGCUAACUGGUGCGGCGGUCACGGAGCUCCUCGCUGCCUCAUCCAAGAUGGGCACUGGGCCCAAGCUGUCGUGCAUAUCACCACGCAUGGCUGCCAGCAAUUCGCCAGAGCUGACCGAACUGCGACCAGCCACGCUGGAUGUGGCUGGCAUAGGCUCUCCACUGCCACCGGGUGCGGCACAGCGCUGGUAUGCACGCAUGUCACCUGCAAGUCCAACAACCGCUGGUUUGGCUGAAGCUCACCACAAGGAAGCAGCCGCAAAGUAGAAGAUAGCAGAGAGCUGUGGAUGCUGACAGAUCUGUGUUCGUUCGGCCUGUAUCUGUGUACAUACAAGUACACGAUUAUUUCUUAGUGUUUUUUGCUUGAUAUCAUGUACUUCUUCCACUCCGUACGUCCGUUCUCACAACAUCUGUAUGUCCGUACGUCCAUUCUCACAACAUCUGUAUGUGCCGCUUUGAGUGUACAUGCAUGUCAAUGUACAUGUAACAUGCGUAUGUGCUUGCAUGCUUGCCUGCAUUGUGAAUCAAUACUUUACUGCACGGGUGCACAUGCAGGUGUGUGUGUGUGUGUGUGUGUGUGUGUGUGUGUGUGUGUGUGUGUGUGUGUGUGUGUGUGUGUGUGUGUGUGUGUGUGUGUGUGUGUGUGUGUGUGUGUGGUGUGUGCGUACGUGCGUGUGUGCGCGCGUGUGUGUGUGUGUGUGAGAGAGAGAGAGAGAGAGAGAGAGAGAGAGAGAGAGAGAGAGACAGAGACAGAGACAGAGACAGAGACAGAGAGAGAGACAGAGAGAGAGAGAGAGUGGGAGUGUGUGUGUGAGAGAGAGAGAGCAUUUAGUGGUAAGAACAGAGACAGGACUUGCAUUUGAACUCUCACAGAUUUGGGAGAUUUCUAAAGCGUCAUUUGCCUUGUAACAGAUAAGAUAUCCGCAUGGAUGUGAUGAGAUUCUGUUCUUUCUUUUUCACUUAUUGCAUUUUGCCUGCUUUCACUUUAACGCUAUUUGCUUGCGGCUUAGAAGUUGCUGUCAUGUACAUGUAUGUUUCAUCUUAUAUUCUAUACACCAUAGCGCAAUGCUAUUAUGCUAUACACCAUAGCGCAAUGCUAUUAUGCUAUAGCCAUUGUGUUUUUUUGACCACCGCAUGUAAACACUUUAUCCUUCUUGUUCGGUACUUGUACUUGUAGUCACAAACAGAGCUUUACCUGGAUCUCACUGACUACAUUGUGUACAUUAUUGUAUAGUGGAACAACACCAUUAAACUGAA
Molecule: messenger RNA, 5434 nt
Organism: Sycon ciliatum
Lineage: Eukaryota; Metazoa; Porifera; Calcarea; Leucosolenida; Sycettidae
Exons: 23
Coding region: 926-4444 (1172 amino acids)
Molecular function (GO): protein binding
Source: RefSeq, a predicted model, not a curated record